This is a messenger RNA of Vicia villosa (hairy vetch), 393 nucleotides long. RefSeq names its product zinc finger protein 1-like. The transcript is spliced from 2 exons. Gene Ontology annotation, biological process: negative regulation of abscisic acid-activated signaling pathway. The record is from RefSeq and is a predicted model, not a curated record. Bases 1 to 393 code for a protein of 130 amino acids. NCBI's taxonomy places the organism in Eukaryota, Viridiplantae, Streptophyta, Magnoliopsida, Fabales, Fabaceae.
AUGGCGAAAGAAGAACCUAAUGUCGAAUCUAAGAAGAAUUUUCAUAAACAAAAUUUUCCAUUUCUUCUUUUUGGAUUCAUUAUUGAUCCAACUAAGAGAAAUCAAAAAGCUUACUCAUGCAACUUUUGUAGCAAAAAAUUUGUUACUCCACAAGCAAAAGGUGGACACCAAAAUUGCCACAAAUCUGAGAGAAAACUCAAGAAAAAUAAUGAAACAAUAAAAAAAGCUUGGGAAAUUUUCUCUAAUGACAAUGUGAGUCGACAAGUUACUAUGACUGAGAAUGACUUUGAUUUGGUUUUAGAGGGAGAUGCUGAUAGUAAUGUUGACCAUGAACACAAAGUGACUCAUAAGGAGGAAGCAUCCAAGGAUAUUGAUUUGAAUCUUAAGCUUUAA